Molecule: messenger RNA, 690 nt
Organism: Lycium ferocissimum
Lineage: Eukaryota; Viridiplantae; Streptophyta; Magnoliopsida; Solanales; Solanaceae
Exons: 1
Coding region: 1-690 (229 amino acids)
Source: RefSeq, a predicted model, not a curated record
AUGAAGAAAUACGGUUAUACUCAGAGCAAUGCAGAUCAUUCCUUAUUUUUGAAGAGACAAAAUGGUAAGAUAACUGUUCUUAUCAUCUACGUUGAUGACAUGAUUGUUAGUGGUGAUGAUGUUGAUGAGAUAACAAAAUUGAAGACUUGCUUGUCAAAUGAGUUUGAUAUGAAAAAUCUAGGCGGAUUAAAGUAUUUCUUGGGUAUUGAAGUUAUUAGGUCCAAACAAGGAAUAUUUUUAUGUCAGCGCAAAUAUGUCCUUGAUUUGUUAAAGGAGGCUGGUAUGUUAGGUUGUCAACCUAUGGAUCCACUGAUUGAACAAAAUCAUAACUUAGAGGAACUUCCUGAUCAAGUUCCUACUAACAAAGCGAGAUAUCAAAGAUUAGUGGGACGCUUGAUAUACUUAUCACACACACCACCAAAUAUUGCUUAUGCGGUUAGUGUGGUAAGUCGAUUUAUGCAUAAUCCAAGUGAAGUUCAUAUGAAUGAAGCUAUUAGAAUCAUGCGGUACUUGAAGUCAGCACCAGGAAGAGGCCCCAUGUUUUCUAAGAAUCACCAUACAAAAAUUAUGGGUUAUUGUGAUUCGGAUUGGGGUGCAAAAGGAGAAAGACGACGCUCAACAACCGGGUAUUUCACUUUCAUUGGAGGUAACCUAGUUACUUGGAAAAGUAAAAAACAAAAGGUUGUCUGA